AUGCUGGUUUCUGGUUCUGACGAUGUCCGUGACAUGACGGACAAAAACUCAGCACUGAGUCAUCGGGGUCGUAUGAUGGUGACUCGAGGUCAGCCGACAACAGUCCAAGGCAACCCUCCUUCGGAACCCCAUCCACGUCGGCAGUCAUUUGGAGACUGGCUCUACUCUCAUCUCAUGCACAGCAGUCUGCCAGUUAUUAACGCUUGUCUGCUCGGUCCGUCGCGUCUACGCAGACCUUCUCGCAUUUGUGGAGUGUCAAAGUCGUCUCGGCCUCCCUACUUGGCCAUUCCUUUGCCAUGCACCUAUUCAAAGUGA
Molecule: messenger RNA, 315 nt
Organism: Protopolystoma xenopodis
Lineage: Eukaryota; Metazoa; Platyhelminthes; Monogenea; Polystomatidea; Polystomatidae
Source: the annotation of a GenBank genome assembly